Perkinsus marinus ATCC 50983 is the source of this 498-nucleotide messenger RNA. Its product is annotated as bifunctional purine biosynthesis protein, putative. The transcript is spliced from 5 exons. NCBI's taxonomy places the organism in Eukaryota, Perkinsozoa, Perkinsida, Perkinsidae. Gene Ontology annotation, biological process: 'de novo' IMP biosynthetic process. The record is from RefSeq and is a predicted model, not a curated record. Gene Ontology annotation, molecular function: IMP cyclohydrolase activity; phosphoribosylaminoimidazolecarboxamide formyltransferase activity. Gene Ontology annotation, cellular component: cytosol. The coding region runs from base 1 to 498 and encodes 165 amino acids.
AUGGCCUCCCUCGAGGAUUCAAAGGAAACUCUCGGGGAGUCUGUGACCCAGGCUUUCGACGUGGUUUCAUCGUUGAAGUACGGGUGCAAUCCUCACCAGCAGCCAGCGGCUAUGUGUAGUGCAGUCGGCAAUGGUUUGGAGAUGCCUCUCAAGGUUGUCAAUGGGGUUCCGGGGUAUAUUAACCUUCUCGACGCAAUUAACUCAUGGCUGCUGGUCAGAGAAAUGGACAAGGCUACUGGGCUGUCGGCAGCAGUCAGUUUCAAGCACGUGAGCCCCGCUGGAGCUGCAGUGACCAGCACGGAAUUGCGAGGUAAUGAGCCUUGCAUCUAUGAGGUGGCUCCGUCAGCACGUGAUAACUUGUCUCCUGUGGCCCUGGUGUAUAUACGCUCCAGGGCGGAUACAGCUAAGCUCGCAACAUGCUCACACAGUUUCAACUUAGUUGUUUCCACUGUCCCUCGCGAUAAUGGUUACGAUAACCUUCGGAUACAUGAUCUGUAG